Messenger RNA from Calliphora vicina (urban bluebottle blowfly), 926 nucleotides. RefSeq names its product phosphatidylinositol glycan anchor biosynthesis class F (gene PIG-F). Gene Ontology annotation, cellular component: endoplasmic reticulum membrane. The record is from RefSeq and is a predicted model, not a curated record. Lineage: Eukaryota; Metazoa; Arthropoda; Insecta; Diptera; Calliphoridae. Bases 86 to 796 code for a protein of 236 amino acids. Gene Ontology annotation, biological process: GPI anchor biosynthetic process. The transcript has a single exon.
ACAUAGACGCUCGAAAGAAAAAAAACCGAAAUUUUUAAACAAAAAUUCUUUUUAUAAGUAAACUAAAACAGUAAUUCAAGCUAAAAUGGUCGUUAAAUUCGAUACACAAAAAACCAAACAUCAACUCUUCCACCUAUCCAUCAGUUUGGGGGUAAUAUUGAUCUGUAUGACCUACAUGCAAUACCGCAGAAAUUGGACGCACCUUGGAAAUUUUUGGGACUCACUCAUAAUACCCAUUGUAUUCACGGGUGAAAUGCUAAAGGUAAUACUGUGCUGCUUUUACGGGCGUCAUGAUGAUCCUGUGCUGACACAAAAGCAGAAACAAAAAAAGGCUGCAUAUUUUACACCCAAAGACUUGGCGAGCGGUUUGCUGAUGCAAUUUUUGUGUACACUGUUGUAUGCGUUUGUGUGUAUCAUUUUGGGAGCGCCCGUUUUACAAAAUUACGAACAAACCUUUGUGCUUUCGUUGCUGUUGACGCUGCUGUCGGUGUCUCCCACGGUGUUUUUGUUGGGCGGUGGUGGUGCCUUGCAGGUGUGCUUCUGCGAAAAACCAGAUUUUCUAACAAAAAGUGAAGAGACUGCUUUGGAUUUGUUCAAGUAUAAUGCUCUCGGUGGUAUUUUGGGUGCCUGGGCUGGAUCGAUUGUUUCACCCUUGGAUUGGGAUCGUGAUUGGCAAGCCUAUCCCAUACCCAAUGUUGUGGGAGCAUUACUAGGCAGUGCUUUGGGUAAUAUAUAUGCCUGUUCUUGUGUUUUGUAUGCCACUGGUAAGGUGUAUAUGAAUAAAAAACGCUCUUAAAAUGUAGAAAGUUGUUUUUUAUUUAUACAUACGUUUUUUUUUUAAUUAAUCUAGUCACAUUAACCAAAAUUCUUAUUUAUUAAGUACACAAAACAAAAUUUAAUAAAAAAAAAUCUAAAUCAACAUAGAA